AGUGCUAAACAAAGUCAAUACAAUCAUUAUCUUCGAAAACUCCAUCAGGAUUUUGUAGAUACUUGGAACACGAAGUCUCCAGAAGGCGAUUGUAAAGUAGGUGACUUUUUGAAGAUGAACGUUUUAGGCACAGGCGCCUUUGGUGUGGUGUAUCUAGCGAAGCACAUGGAAACAAGCAAAUAUUACGCUAUGAAGAUGUUGGAGAAAGAAAAGAUAGUGAAAUUUAAGCAAAUCGAACAUAGUUACUACGAGAAGAAAAUCCUUUGCGGCCUUAAUUUUCCAUUUUGCGUUUACAUGAAAUACUUUUUCAAGGACAACGUUUACCUUUACUAUAUUUUACCAUUUAUACCCGGCGGUGAGAUGUUUUCACAGUUGCGUAAAAUGGGUAAAUUCGAAGAAAUGUCUUCAAAGUUUUACGCAGCCCAAGUAAUUCUAGCGCUUGAGUAUUUGCACGCUUGCGAACUAGUAUAUCGAGACUUGAAACCGGAGAAUAUACUUAUAGAUAGGAAUGGUUACAUCAAAUUAACUGAUUUUGGCUUUUGUAAGCUAAUUCGUGGCAGGACAUGGACCCUCUGCGGUACCCCUGAGUACUUGGCACCGGAGAUCAUUCUGAGCAAGGGUUAUGGUUUAACCGUUGAUUGGUGGUCACUCGGUAUACUAUUGUUUGAAAUGAGCGCUGGAUAUCCACCUUUUUACGCAUCUGAUCCUAUGAGAAUCUAUGAGAAAAUCGUCUCUGGAAAAUACCGCACUCCCACCCAUUUUUCAACCGAAUUAAAGGAUUUAAUAACGCGUAUACUUCAAAUAGACACGACAAGACGAUUUGGUAAUCUGAAAAAUGGCGUUUUAGAUUUUAAGAUGCACAAAUUUUUCAAAGAUAUCGACUGGGAUGGUUUGUUAAGUAAUCGUAUGACUGCUCCUUUUCUACCGAAGAUUCGUACGGCUGGAGAUACCUCGUAUUUUGAAAACUACGACGAAGAAAAAAUUAAAGAAAGUCCAAUAUGCUUAUACGAAGAAGAGUUUGCCGAUUUUUAA
Messenger RNA from Bicyclus anynana (squinting bush brown), 1032 nucleotides. Its product is annotated as cAMP-dependent protein kinase catalytic subunit beta-like. Gene Ontology annotation, molecular function: ATP binding; cAMP-dependent protein kinase activity. Gene Ontology annotation, biological process: peptidyl-serine phosphorylation. Bases 115 to 1032 code for a protein of 305 amino acids. Gene Ontology annotation, cellular component: nucleus; cAMP-dependent protein kinase complex. The transcript has a single exon. The record is from RefSeq and is a predicted model, not a curated record. Lineage: Eukaryota; Metazoa; Arthropoda; Insecta; Lepidoptera; Nymphalidae.